Messenger RNA from Protopolystoma xenopodis, 1056 nucleotides. The record is from the annotation of a GenBank genome assembly. Lineage: Eukaryota; Metazoa; Platyhelminthes; Monogenea; Polystomatidea; Polystomatidae.
AUGCCAUUGCCACGGGCCGACCAGUCGGACGCGGAGCCGACCGGCCGAGGUGGGGAGGCGCAGCGGCGUGGAUACCGGUCACCAGUCGGACUCGUCUGCCCCACGCGACUUGCGCCCACCAGCUGCUCAGUGCGCCGGACCGGAGGCAACUGUACCACAGGCAUGGGUGAGAAGAAGAGACGCUGCCUCCAGACCGAUGUGAAUGGCCAGUCUGCGAGCUCCGCAGCACCUGCGGUGCCGGUGACUGCCGGUUGCCAGGCCAAGCGAAGGCCCGGUAGCAGGCAUGACGACACUUUCGACUCGCAGCAGAUUCAAGACUGCGGUUCGCUCGGUCUCCUCAAGCCUCAGCAACACGUCAUCAAGCCGGAAGUUGCCAAGGCUUUAGACCAUCUCAGCUCACACGAAAAGGCCGGUCUUAUGACGGACGAGGAGGAGAAGGCAGAGACGACGGCAGAGGAGGCGGAAGAGGAGAAGCAAGGGAAGGAUGAAAAGAAGGAGGAGGAAGAGGAAGAGGAGGAGGAAGAGGGGGCAGAGAGGGAAGCGGAGGAGGAAGAGGAGGAAGAGGAGGAAGAGUUGGAGGGCGAAGGGGGAGAGGAGGAAGAAGGGGAAGGGCUACAGGAGGAGAGGGAGCCGGACGAGGAGGAUGACGAGGCAGACGAGGACGAGGAAGAGGAGGAGGAGACAGGCCGAGUUGAGCGGCUUGCGAAAGUGUUGGGCGACAAUUUGGCUCCGAACGACUGCGGCCACGAGGCAACCGGAGUCGAGGUCGAGGCAAACGGAAGGUUCACCGCGACGCCAUCUUUGGGGCAACUGGCCUCGGGGAUCGUGGUGAAUGGCGAAGAGAAACGGCCCAGAAAGUUCGUUUGUCGGUACUGCCACAAGGCCUUCAGCCUGAUGAAUGUGCUCAAGGUGCACGAGCGCAUUCACACCGGCGAGAAGCCCUACGUCUGCGAGAUUUGCAGCAAGGCCUUCAAUCAAAGCGGUGAGUUGUAUCCUAACCUACCUCAGCUUGCCAAGCUACAUGUUUGUUUGCCUUGUCUCCCGUCAGCUGGGUAG